Molecule: messenger RNA, 2479 nt
Organism: Westerdykella ornata
Lineage: Eukaryota; Fungi; Ascomycota; Dothideomycetes; Pleosporales; Sporormiaceae
Product: zincin
Exons: 1
Coding region: 1-2391 (796 amino acids)
Biological process (GO): peptide metabolic process
Cellular component (GO): mitochondrion
Molecular function (GO): metalloendopeptidase activity
Source: RefSeq, a predicted model, not a curated record
AUGCUCAAGCGCCUGGCCAGGGUGAAGGCACCGGCCUCCAACGCACCGUGGAUAUGCGCACGUUGUCGCCAGAAGUCGCAGUUCGACAGAAAGUUUACCAGCGUCGCUGCUGGCACUUCCACACGCGACCAUGCUUCUUCCCCUUCGGCUUCCUCGCUCUACGGCCUCACUACCGGUUACGCGAAACGGGACGAUGAGACACUCCGCAAGGUCUUUGACGAUGCGCGGUUCUGGGCUUCCUUCUCACAAAAGUCGAAAGUGAAUCCGCCAACGGGAAUAGUAGGGAAUCGCUAUCUCACGCAUCCCGACGGGUUUCUGGAUUUUGUCACCAUAACGCUGCACAGGUGCGAGAGGAUAGUGCGGCGGGUGAGCUCCGCGCAUUCGGUGCAGGAGUACAAGAGCAUGGUGAGGGAUCUGGACAGGUUAAGCGAUCUGCUAUGUCGGGUCAUCGAUCUGGCCGACUUUGUACGGGGCACCCAUCCGGAUCGAAAAGUGCAGGCUGCGGCGAAUAAGGCGUAUGCGAUCAUGUUCCAGUACAUGAAUCAGCUGAACACGACGACCGUGCUGAAUGACCAGUUGAAGAAGGCCGUUGAUGUUCCCGAAGUGUGGGAAUCGUGGACUGAGCAGGAGCGAGUGGUGGCUAAGAUUUUGCUUGAGGAUUUCUCGCGGUCGGCGAUUGAGCUGCCAGACGGCGCAAGGCAGCGCUUUGUCCAGCUCAGUAAUGAGAUUGCACAUGAUGGCGCCGAGUUUGUCGAUCGUAUGGCCCCGGCGACGCCGACAUUGACGUUCGAUAGCACGAGAAUGAGGGGUCUGGAACCGGGAAUGGUGAGGAUGUUGACGAAGUGGGGGAAGACGAAGAUCAAUACUAUGAACCAUGAGGCACAGAUGGCGUUAAGAUACGUGGAUGACGCCGAGGUUAGAAAGGAGAUAUACAUGGCUGUGCGGACAGCCAAUAAGAGUAGCAUCAAUCGAUUGGAGAAGAUGUUGAGGAACAGAGCGGAGCUGGCAAAGUUGUCAGGAUAUGAGAGCUUCGCGCAUAUGACGUUGGAGAAUAAGAUGGCAAAGUCCCCGGAGGCAGUCAAUCAGUUCCUAAAUGCUCUGAUCGAAGACAACAGGCAUCAGGUUCAAGAGGAGCUGCGAGAGUUGAUGGAGUUGAAGAUGACGGACACGAAGUCGAAUUCCCCCCCUCAAAUCCACGCAUGGGACAAGUUCUACUACACGCAUCGCCUCAUUUCCAACAUGGACAUGAAGCUCCGCUCUCCUGAUUUUCUCUCGGCUUACUUCUCAGUCGGCACGGUGAUGCAGGGACUCUCCCGCCUCUUCGACAGGUUAUACGGUCUUCGCCUUGUACCGCGGGAAACCCAGCCUGGCGAGGUCUGGGGAGACGAUGUGCGACGACUAGACGUCGUCUCUGAUACUGAUGGGCAUAUUGCCGUGCUGUACUGCGACCUCUUCUCCCGCGAUGGCAAAACACCGAAUCCGGCACAUUUUACACUACGCUGCUCCCGCGAGCUAUCGGAAUCGGAAAUCCAGGAUGCUGCAGCUACUCAGCACCCAUUUUCCUCGCCUGUUGAGGCGGCAACGGACGGCAUGGCUGUAGCUCUCAAUCCCCAAACGAACAGUUAUUUCCAACUACCGACGAUCGCACUCAUCUGCGACUUCUCGUCUCACCAUCCUCCUCGGCCAGCGCUACUCAACUUCAACGACGUUAAGACCCUUUUCCACGAGAUGGGACACGCCGUGCACUCCUUCCUCGGCCGGACAGCGCUGCAGAAUGUUAGUGGCACACGGUGCGCAACCGACUUCGCAGAGUUGCCAUCAGUCCUAAUGGAAUAUUUCGCAUCCUCACCCUUAGUGCUGGCACUAUUCGCAAGACACUGGGAAACCGAUGCGCCCUUACCACAGUCUGCGCUCGAUCAGCGCCUGGCAAUCGACACACGCACCAAGGCUGCCGAAACGGAAGCUCAGAUUCUACUCGCUAUACUGGACCAGGCGUAUCAUUCGUCCCUUCCUCUGGAAAGCUCCUUCGAUUCUACAAAGACGUACCACGACGUAUUCAACAAGUACGCAUCCAUCCCUGAGCCCCAAGGCACAGCAUGGCAAGGUUUCUUCGGACAUCUCUUUGGCUACGGAGCCACGUACUACUCCUACCUUUUCGACACGGCGAUUGCAAGCCACAUCUGGUCGGACGUAUUUCAGAAGAGAGGGCCAGAGGGAAGUGUGAGCAGAGACAACGGGGAGAAGUACAAGAACGAGGUACUCAGGUGGGGUGGAGGAAGGGAUGGCUGGAAGUGUUUGGCUGGGGUGCUGGGGGAUGCUAGGUUGGAAGAUGGCGGCGAGAUGGCUAUGAAGGAGGUGGGUAGGUGGGGAAUCAAGAGUCGGAGGGCGUAGGGUGAGCCGCGGAGUGUUUGUGCAGUAUUGUAUUGGUAUCGAUUUCGAUUUGGAUACCCGCAUCAUUGCGGGGGACGUAUACCCGAGC